GCCCUUAAUAGUCGCCAUAAGAAAGAGGUAGAAGAAAUUGGAAAUCGACAUAAGGAAGAAUUGGAUAACAUUAAGUCACAACAUUCAACUGCUUUGGAACAAUUUGUGUCUAACAAGGAAGGCACUACUGCUGUUGCCGUUGAAUCGUUAAAGGUCAAUCAUCAGGAUGAGAUUAAUGAACUUAAGAGAGCGCAUGACCGAGAGUUACAAGAGCUUAAAGAUGCACGCGAUGAAGCAAUUAAAAGAGCCAAAGAUGAAUUCCAGGCAUUUUAUUUAUUACUUUCAUUCGAGAACAUGGAGAAACUCCAUAAUCAAGAGUUAGCUGCAAUUCGCCAAAACCUCGAGGCUAAACAUGAUGCGGCCGUCCGAGAGCAUGCUGUUUUAAACUCCGAACACUCACAAAAGGUAGAAAAUUUUAAUCGCCAAAUUGAGCACCUCAAUAAGGAAGUCGAAGACCUUAGGGCUCAAUUAAGUUCUCAGAACUCUCAAGAAGUUGAAUCAUCAAAAAUGCACGAGGAUCUCAUCCAAAAGCAUCUUGCAGAACUCGAAAAAUUGAAGGAGUUGCAUAGUCAAGAGUUGGAAACAGUUCGGAAUAAUGUUGUGUCUGAUUUAGUGAAAGCGCUCGAAGUAGAAAUUGAAGAACUCAAAGUAAAGCAUCAACAUGAACUAGAGAAUCUAGAAAAGAGUCAUGAAAUGAAGCUUGAAUCAUUUACUAAAGAGCUUAAUGAUAUGAGAUCUUCACAUGAUGAAAACAUGAAACGAACAAUUUCCCCUUCUAUCAUAGAAGAGUUGAAAGCAACCCACGAGAAAGAACUUGACGAAUUAAGAUCUUCACAUAAUGAAAUUUUGCAAAAAACAAAGGAUGAAAUUAAUGCCGAGAUCGAACAUCGUGACUCUCUCGAACAAGAAAUCGAAUCAAUCAGAAAAGCGAAUAAUGAUGCGAUUGAGGAACUGAAAUUAAAACAGGAGGAAAUUGAAGAAUCCC
Molecule: messenger RNA, 985 nt
Organism: Acaulospora morrowiae
Lineage: Eukaryota; Fungi; Glomeromycota; Glomeromycetes; Diversisporales; Acaulosporaceae
Source: the annotation of a GenBank genome assembly